AUGUCUAAUUUAUUCCCAACACCCCAAUCUUCUCAGACUAUCGAGCUAGAUGGUCACGAGAUCUCUGUAACCGGGGUUGAGCUCUUAGAUCGACGCCGAACAGUGCAUCGUGUCAAGCUCGAGUUCGGCUCAUAUCGACAUACAAUUCCAAAGACAGUGACGUCUAUUAUUGCUAAACAGCAAAAGGAUGAAUGGGAAGAAGAGUUUGAAGACGAGGAGAGGGCUUAUCACAGAUUGAAGAAGCUCCAGGGAGAAGUGAUUCCACAUUUUUACGGUCGGGGUUAUUUUGAUGGGCAACCUGCACUCAUCCUAUCGGAUAUUGCGGGAAUUACAUUGAAUGAUCUGGCUCACAGCAACUACGAGGUCCCAGAGGAUUCACUAAAAGCUUACCUGGAGGAAGCUUUCCAUAAACUUUCGACACAUGGUGCUUUGUACCGAGACCAAAAACUGGAUAACUUUUUGUUAUGUGAAGACAAGGAUCGUGGCUACAGCAAAGCGAUGGUUGUUGAUCUCGAGCAUGUUGAGUUUCCUGGUCAAAUUCGUCCUUGGCAACAUUCUAUCAACCGGGAGGGAGCAAGAUCUCUAAUGGAAGAGUUUACAUACAAGCGACACCCCCAGCGCGAAUCAACUCCACUUGACUUGUGGAUGUCUGGACAUGAUCAAAGUGCUCCACUCAGCGAGCUAGAUGGUAUCGUCGGGAUCCAUCAAGAAAGUAUUGGGAGGCAUGCACCUACUACAGCUUGA
Molecule: messenger RNA, 744 nt
Organism: Aspergillus affinis
Lineage: Eukaryota; Fungi; Ascomycota; Eurotiomycetes; Eurotiales; Aspergillaceae
Exons: 2
Coding region: 1-744 (247 amino acids)
Source: RefSeq, a predicted model, not a curated record